GCUGAGCGGCGCCGAGUCAGCACUGCUUCAGCCAACUGCUAGUGUACACCGGGCUAAGUGUAUCUACGAUAUAAUGUGACCGAACCUGUUGAGGAUUAUUGCUGAUUGUAAAGGAUGUGUGCACGUGUACGAUUCAUGGCAACAGUUCAUUCGCUUGUCAGCUUAGGCCUUUGCCUAACUUCGAAAUCAGGAGGAGGUCCGAAAUCGUUUCCCAAGGAGGAACCGUUCAACUUAACUUCUCUAUUCACCGACAAUGAGGACAGGUCCUUGCAAGACCUUUCUGGUUUCUGGAGCUACAAUGAUUCCUCGGACAUUUCCAAGUAUGAGGACUUCGAUCACUCCAAGCUUCUUGACAAUCCCAAGUUGAAGCUGGCCAUAGAGCUUCCUGAGGAUUAUGAGAGAUUGGAGUUCCAGAGUUCUCCAGCUCCCUACGAAGUCCCAGUGUUUGACACGUCCCUGACAACUAAUAUCUCAGUACAAUUAGGAGGAACAGCAACCUUCUACUGCAGAGUCAGAAACACACGAGAAGACAGGGUGUCAUGGGUUCGAAGAAGAGACUGGCACAUCCUCAGUUCAGGGACGAUGACCUACACCAAUGAUGAGAGGUUCCAAGUCGUACAUGUGGACAGUACAGACGACUGGGACCUACAGAUCAAAUAUGUGCAGAGGAGAGAUAAUGGCACAUACGAAUGCCAGGUUGGGACCAAGUUUGGAAUACUCUCACAUUACUACAACCUCCAUGUAAUCGUCCCUACAGCAUUCAUCCUGGGCAGCGGAGAAUAUCAUAUUGGGGAGGGCAGCACUAUCAGCCUCGUCUGUAUCAUAGAGAAUAGCCCAACUCCACCACAGUAUGUGUUCUGGUAUCACAACGACAAGAUGGUCAACUACGACUCAGUCAGAGGCGGAGUCACUGUAGACACAGAGCCAGGACCCAAGACACACAGCAGACUCAUAGUCAACAAGGCCACCCCAGCGGACACUGGCAACUACACCUGCAGAGCUCCAAACACAGACCCUGACACCAUCUACGUGUUCGUCAGUAAAGAAGGUGAGAACACUGCUGCAAUUUCGCGGCCUGACAGUGCAAGUAACUUUAGACCACUGCGAAGAUCGUCCCUCGCUUUCUUUUCAAUCUUCUUCAUUUUGUUUACCAAUUUGUAUAACUGAAUAUAAACACUUUUCUACGGACCCACUUUAAAUAAAGUAUUUUAUUAGAA
Messenger RNA from Macrosteles quadrilineatus (aster leafhopper), 1217 nucleotides. RefSeq names its product hemicentin-1-like. The transcript is spliced from 8 exons. Gene Ontology annotation, cellular component: neuron projection membrane. NCBI's taxonomy places the organism in Eukaryota, Metazoa, Arthropoda, Insecta, Hemiptera, Cicadellidae. The record is from RefSeq and is a predicted model, not a curated record. The coding region runs from base 115 to 1167 and encodes 350 amino acids. Gene Ontology annotation, biological process: synapse organization.